CGUAACGCGUUUCUAAGAAUCACCUAUUUGCAAACAGCGCGGGGUUAUCUCUCAAAUAUCACCUAUAUAAGCGACCGCACGAAAAAAUCUUGACGUUAUUUCAACUCUUCGUUUUGUGAUAAUAAGUACUCCCGUUAAUCUUAUAAGAUGAAAUUGUUAAUUGUCUUGGCUGUUGUGGCAAUGGCCAGUGCCCAAGCACGCGCUUCGCCGUUUAGGCCCGAGCAAGUUCAAGUUGUGGACAACAAUCCACAUGAUCCCUCACAAGUUCAAGUUGUGGACAACAAUCCACAAGAUCCCUCACAAGUUCAAUUCGCCCAUAAUAAUCCAUAUUAUGCGAAUUAUUAUCCAUGGCAAGUUCAAGUAGCAGAUCCGUCGUUCGGAAAUAAUGGUGGAUAUGCCGUAGACCCAGGAUUCUACCGGCCCAGCCUUGGCGCUGGUGGCGUAGUAGACCCAGGAUUCUACCAACCCGGCGCUGGAUCAAACAACGGCCCGCAUGGAAUUGACAUUUCGCCAGCGUAUGUUGACAACAGACCCCAGUACUCUAGACCCAAUCCUCGCGGAAAAUAAGAAUUGAUUAUCGCGCAACUUGCAUAGUCUACACUCUACUUAUAUUAUGUCUGUCUGUCAACUGAAUUUUACUUCGUAUAAUAUCAUACAAUGUAUAAAAGUGUCAUAAAAUUACUUGAAAAAAAUGCUUACUAAUAAAUAAUAUUUAAACUGA
Leptidea sinapis is the source of this 721-nucleotide messenger RNA. RefSeq lists its product as uncharacterized. NCBI's taxonomy places the organism in Eukaryota, Metazoa, Arthropoda, Insecta, Lepidoptera, Pieridae. The coding region runs from base 148 to 567 and encodes 139 amino acids. The transcript has 13 exons. The record is from RefSeq and is a predicted model, not a curated record.